GACCCAGCCCCUGAGAGUUCAUCUCCUGCCCUGCUCAUGUUGUUGUGAAUUAUCCUACAGUUCUGUUUACAGCUCCUGUCAGUUACACUUCCAAAUCUUAAAAUGAGCAUCCCGGUGGUGGACUUCGGUGCAUACAGCCUGAGUGAGGAAGAUGUUACCGACGAGCAGAUGCGCCACCUGAGCCAAGAGCUGAAAGCAGCUUUUACAGAAGUUGGGUUUGUUUUUCUGAGGAACACUGGGAUCACUCGGGAGGAGGUGGAUCGUGUCAUGGACGCGUCUAAGAAAUUCUUCCUGCAGCCGGAUGAGCUGAAACAACCUUUCAGCAGGAAAAGCUUUGCCAAUAACGCGAACCACGGCUGGGUGUCUCUGGAGACCGAGAGGUUGAAUCCACGUCGACCUGGAGAUCUAAAGGAGGCAUUCAACACCGCUUCACUCCACCCUGACAUAAAGUGGCCGUCAGGAGCUCUGGCAGACUUCGAGGAGAUCCAGAAGUCCUUCUUCCUGCGCUGUAAAGAGCUGAGUCUGCGGGUGAUUAGGGUGAUAGCUCACAGUUUGGGUUUGGACCCCGAGGUGCUCCUGAGUGCACACCAUUUCAUGGGGACUGAUAAGAAUGGCACAACACUGCGGUCUCUGUACUACCCUCCAGUAAACAGUGACAAAGCAAAGGAGGGUCAGCUGCGAUGUGGAGAGCAUUCGGACUACGGCACCAUCACCCUGUUGUUUCAGAACUCCGAAGGUCUGCAGGUGCAUAGUCGUUCAGGUGAAUUCAUCUGUGCUCCCAGCAUCCCUGAAGCGGUCCUCAUUAAUAUCGCUGACUUGCUGCAGCGCUGGACCAGCGAUCAGUUAAUUUCUGUGGUACACAGGGUUUUGCUGCCCCCUGCUGGAGACUCCCGCACACGUCAGUCUGUGGCUUUCUUUGUCCAGCCAGAUGAUGAGGCUCUGAUCACCUGCUGCGACGGCUCCAACAAAUACCCUCCAGUUACAGCUGGUGAUUACCUCAUUGAACGCUUUAGUGAGUCAUAUGUACGGACCUGAACCAGUUUGUUUAAGGGUCCCUGCUGAGUUUUAAAGACAUGUCUGUAAAGUCUUAUAAUCUUUUAUCACAGUUACUUUUGCCAAAAUUCUGAAAGUUUUACUUGAGACCCCACAAUAUUUUAUUUUUUUUUUUAAAUAUGACUGUCUUCAGAUAAUCAGUGAGCCAUGUGUUUGUGAUAAAAGGACAACAGCAACAAAAAAAAAAAACAACUCUCAAAACUGCAAGCUCAUUCACUUUAUUGUCCACAUUCAGACCUCGUACAACAGUUUGAUGAAUUCAGGAUGUUAGCCGGUGGACGGAUUUGACUGCUUUUUGAAAGGGACAUAAAAAUGCAAAUAAAAACAACCUGCAACUA
Acanthopagrus latus (yellowfin seabream) is the source of this 1391-nucleotide messenger RNA. RefSeq lists its product as uncharacterized. Bases 103 to 1035 code for a protein of 310 amino acids. NCBI's taxonomy places the organism in Eukaryota, Metazoa, Chordata, Actinopteri, Spariformes, Sparidae. The record is from RefSeq and is a predicted model, not a curated record. The transcript has 7 exons. Gene Ontology annotation, molecular function: dioxygenase activity.